Messenger RNA from Hemibagrus wyckioides, 1658 nucleotides. Its product is annotated as serine/threonine-protein kinase pim-2-like. Bases 1 to 1629 code for a protein of 542 amino acids. Gene Ontology annotation, cellular component: cytoplasm. Gene Ontology annotation, biological process: negative regulation of apoptotic process; regulation of mitotic cell cycle; protein autophosphorylation. Gene Ontology annotation, molecular function: protein serine/threonine kinase activity; ATP binding. The transcript has 7 exons. The record is from RefSeq and is a predicted model, not a curated record. Lineage: Eukaryota; Metazoa; Chordata; Actinopteri; Siluriformes; Bagridae.
AUGGCUGGCUAUUAUCGGAAAUACGGCUUUCACACUGUUGAAAGAGAAGGCAUGGAGAAUAUUGCUAAGAGAAAGCUGAUGGCUGUUCCUAAAGUAAGACCUGAGGAGAAGGUGGUUAAAAGGGUGAGAAUAGAGGUAGGAGAGAAGUACAUAAAGACCAACAAGACUAAGCCCUGUCUAGAGGUAGGAGAGAAGUACAUAAAGACCAACAAGACUAAGCCCUGUGUAGAGGUAGGAGAGAAGUACAUAAAGACCAACAAGACUAAGCCCUGUGUAGAGGUAGGAGAGAAGUACAUAAAGACCAACAAGACUAAGCCCUGUGUAGAGGUAGGAGAGAAGUACAUAAAGACCAACAAGACUAAGCCCCAUGUAGAGGCAGGAGAGAAGUACAUAAAGACCAAUGAGACUAAGCCCUGCGUAGAGGCAGGAGAGAAGUACAUAAAGACCAACAAGACUAAGCCCCGUGUAGAGGCAGGAGAAAUGUGCAUAAAGACCAACAAGACUAAGCCCCAUGUAGAGGCAGGAGAAAUUUACAUAAAGACCAACAAGACUAAGCCCCGUGUAGAGGCAGGAGAGAAGUACAUAAAGGCCAACAAGACUAAGCCCCGUGUAGAGGCAGGAGAGAAGUACAUAAAGGCCAACAAGACUAAGCCCCGUGUAGAGGCAGGAGAGAAGUACAUAAAGGCCAACAAGACUAAGCCCCGUGUAGAGGCAGGAGAGAAGUACAUAAAGACCAAUGAGCCCUGUGUCAGCAAGGAGAGUCCCUUGAAAGGGAAGCAGAGGAAUGUUCCUCGAGACCCCAGGCCUGAAGUGACAGCGGAAAAGAAGAAGCAACCAGAGAGAGACACCUUUUUUGAUCGCUACUCUAUGGGAAAACUGCUAGGAAAAGGAGGAAAUGGUUCAGUCUUUGCAGGUGUCCGGAGGUCUGAUAAGAAAAAGGUGGCCUUGAAGUUUGUACGCAAGAAAGUGAAUGACAAGUACAUCACAGUUCCCGGUACCACACACAGACUCCCUGUUGAGAUGGCGCUUAUGGAACUUGUGUGCAAGCCGCCUCACUUCCCAUUCGUGAUCAAGCUGCUGGAGUGGUUCGAGACGUCCAAAGGCUUCAUCAUUGUCUUGGAGAGGCCGGACCCCUGCGUUGAUCUCUUCGAAUUCGGCAGGCGUGUGAGCAUGUCUGAGGAUAUGGCUAAAAUCAUCAUGGAGCAAGUCAUUGAGGCUGCACGUCACUGCCGUGCCCGGGGUGUGUUCCACCGUGAUAUCAAGGAGGAAAAUAUUCUCAUCAACCCGGACACCCUUAAAGUGUGGCUGAUUGAUUUUGGCUGCGGCGAUCUACAUAAGGACACCACCUACAACGAAUAUUGUGGCACUCCAAGUUACUACCCACCUGAAUGGAUCAGCAGUAGAAAGUGCAGGGCGGAACCGGCCACUGUCUGGACUCUGGGUGUCCUCCUGUACAGCAUGCUGUGUGGACAAAAGCCAUUUCUCAGUCUGGGCGAAAUUGUUUAUGGCCAGCUGCUUUUCCCACCUCAUCUGUCUAGAUCUGCCUGCAGUCUGAUAAGCUGGUGUCUUCAGAAAGACCCGAAAAGACGGCCAACACUCGAGCAGAUGUUCACCCACUGCUGGUUCUGACUCUUUACUCGGGUGCCCCUGGUGUCUAG